CUUUGGCGAUGCAUCAGGAAUCUUCUUGACUUCAGCGAGAAGAGUUCAUACAAAACCACUGCCUAUACCAUCUGGUUGAGAUGGCUGGACCUGGACAGCCAUGGCUACUCGCGCCAAGUGGCUCUGCAAAAGGAUCCUUACUGGAAAUACUUGCUGGGUACCCUGGGUCAAUCAUCUCAGGGAGACACCGAGCAAAGGAAGAUUUGUCUCCAUGUUCUCAAGAAGUCCAUCUCUAUCUCCCGCAACAACAUUCGCGCGAACGACAUGGAGCUGACUCUGGAUCAAGAAGAUAAGCUAGGCUCCAUGGUCACCGAAUCACAGUACGCAAGAUUUUGCACUGUUUACGAAACAAUCGUCAUCGGCAGAUAUCUCAAUCAGGCACUGGAGUGCGUACAGGAUCUGGACCAUCUUGCUUCCGCAGAAACCAUGGUUCAGAAAUCAUGGCUCUUUGCUCUCCUCGAAUCGGCGCUCUCCCCAGUGACUCAAGACAGCAUGCGUAAGACGCUAGGAAACUGGCUUAUGAGCACCGACAUCAGGUUGUUCAGUCACGCUGAAGACUUCGCGACGUUGUUGCAAAAGUCCUUCCUUCCUUGGGCUACUCAAGGUCCGCUAUUCACUGGAAGCGUUCAAGGCAAGACGAGAGACAUGAGAUGUGCUCAUGGAACAAGACUAUCGAACUUCCUGGAAAGACUUCUGCAAGCCCACCUCAGCCGCGACGAUGCCUACUCCAGAAAGUGUAUUGUUAAUGCUGUUUUAACGUAUCUGGACGCCAACAAGAACAAGGUUGUUCCUGUUGCUGUGAUCUAUCUCCUUCAUGGACUCGUGAAGGGUCUACAAGGAGAGGCUACGGCUUGUAUGGAAGGUGAGGCAUUGGAGUUGAUUCUUAGCAUGUCAAGAAUCACUGGCUACCCCGAGGUUGCGCGUGAUGCUAUGCUCGUACAGUGUUACAAGCUCUCACAAUUGAUCAGUCAGGAUGCUGAGACAUACGGCGAGAGCGGAACAGAGAAACUGACAGCGUCUGACGCGAAGCUCGAAGUCCUGUCCAAACAGAUCGAAGCCUUCAAGAUUAGUGCACCCUCACGAUUCGAGUCGGACGAGAAGAGGUCUCUUGACAGCUCGAAGCACACUAGCGUCCAAGGUACUGGCCUGUUGAUGGCAUGCGAAUCACUGGUCUCGAUCUUGGACAAAGCUGGUAACGCCACUCUGGAUGCUCAGAAGCUGGAUCGCGCUUUCGAUGCUGUCUGGAAUGAGGUUGAGAGACAAGAUUAUCCCAGAGAUGUCAUCAUGUUCCUCCCCCGUCUGGCGCUACACCCAGGAUGCGUCAGUCGUUGUCUUGAGGAUGAUACUCUGUGCGCCACUAUCUUGGAGAUAUUCACUCAACUCCAGCGUUUGAUGAAAGGCAGAAUUUACAUGUGGACGCCCAUCAUGAAAGCUUACAGAACAGCUAUGAUCAGCUGUCCUGCUGCUGCAGAGAAGUUUGGCAUGGACGAGUUUAUCAUCCAGACUGCAAAUAACCUUCCUGCUGCUAGACUCGAGUUUAAGCUGGAAGCUGCAGCCGUCCAGCUAUUGACAGAGGACGGAGACAUCCACCGCAGCUACAGCGACUACUAUGGAGAGUACGAAGAGGUUGGCCAUGCCGCCUUCUUCGAUCUUGUCAACCGUCUCCACAACGUUGACUCUUCGAUGGUCGGUGAGAUCUACGAUCGUCUGCUCAAACCAUGGACGAAACAAAGACCACCUGUCCCCAUUGUGACUCGCUGGAAGACCACUACUCAGCUCCAAGUCUUGCUCAUGCUCUCAGAACAGUGUCUCCAACUUAUCUCCGCCAGGGAAGCGGAAGACCAGCUUAGAGUGUUAUUGAGAGUGGUUGCUAUCGAGCCCCUUCCGAGAUACCGCUUCCUGCUCGAGUGGAUCAUUGCUCGCGUUAUCCUCAACCACCCCUCCACUGGCGAGCUGGUACUGGAUGCGCUGUCGUCGAAAGACCACCAUUCCAAUCCCAAGUAUCUCGGUACUCUCGUUAAAAUCGCCUUGAUGAUCGCCUGUCAAGACAACUGCUCUCGAGACUUUGCAGCAAGAGUGGCUUAUCGUCUCGUGGCCCUUGCAUCCAGUGCAAAAAUCAUCAUCCGUCAUGAAGCACAGUGGUCAUUCCCAAUCCUAUGGGAUUAUGCUGACAGCAGAGGAUGGACCGAGAUCCAAUCCAACCCUGCUUGUGCCGCAUUGAACGACUACAUCCGCAGUCUGGAGAGGUUCUCGGAACCACCACCGGCUAGAGAGCUUGAACGUCUUGACCCCUCUGCGGAUAACACACUCACAAACUUGCUUCAAGGCAAGUAUCUCCGCGUCGAGCCGCCGGGUGAAGAGGCUGUCGCAGCUGGAGAUUUCCAGCGUCUAUGGGGAAAAGACACAACGACGAAGUCUUUCUCUGAAGCACUUCCAUUGGGCUUUCAACCCUCUACCUCACCCCAAAGCAGCGCUCUUCCCGCUCAAGCAACACAAGAGCAAUCCAAAGAAUCGGCCCGCACAGAAGCCUUCGCCGCCCUCCAAACAAAAGGAACAGCAUACCUCUCCACCGACCUCUCCUCUGACUCUUCCUCUUCCACCAGCACAACACGUCCCACCUCUCUCAUAGUCGUCGGCUCUCUAGUCGACAACGCAUACAACCUCGGCGGCCUCUCGCGCAUCUCUGAAAUCUUCGGCGCAGAAGCAAUGUACAUCCAAUCACCCCAAUCCGUGCUCGGCAAUAAAGAUUUCAUCUCUGUAGCCGUGGCAUCCCAAAAUCACCUUCCCAUCCACGAUUUGCACUCUGACAACCUCUCUGCCUUUCUGACUGGAAAGAAAACGGAAGGCUAUACAGUAGUGGGUGUGGAGCAAACUGAUCGCAGUGUGCUUUUGGGAUCUGAAGCGUGCAAAUUGCCCGAAAAGACACUGUUGGUUAUGGGAAGAGAGAAGGAAGGUGUGCCUGCUCAUGUGUUGGGCGAAUGCGAUUUGUUGGUUGAGAUUCCGCAGAGGGGAGUCACUAGAAGUAUGAACGUGCAGACGGCGUGUGGAGUGGUGCUUUUUGAAUACGCUAGACAGCAUCAAGGAUAG
Messenger RNA from Aureobasidium namibiae CBS 147.97, 3087 nucleotides. RefSeq lists its product as uncharacterized. The transcript is spliced from 3 exons. NCBI's taxonomy places the organism in Eukaryota, Fungi, Ascomycota, Dothideomycetes, Dothideales, Saccotheciaceae. Gene Ontology annotation, biological process: tRNA methylation. The annotation marks the transcript as partial. The record is from RefSeq and is a predicted model, not a curated record. Gene Ontology annotation, molecular function: RNA binding; tRNA (guanine) methyltransferase activity.